AUCGGAACAUUAGGUAUCGUAGCAAGCGUAAUGUUUGUUUUUUAGGAAAGGGAAAAGAUAAUUAACUGACGAGGCGAAUUGAAACGUCGGCAAGAUAACGCAACGACGCAGACGACGUGUGGGAUACUCCGGCGGAUUGGCGGUGCCAGGGUACGGAUUUGGCAACAAGAUGCACCAGCAACACAUGGACCUGCAUGCGCCAGUGGACUUAAACAAGUCCCUGGACGAGAUGUCUCCGGAGGAGCGCAUGCGAGCGGAACACCAGCUAAUGGUGGAGAAGCACCGUGGCCACGACGCCAUGCACUCAGAGAUGGUGAUCAUACUCUUUGUGACCCUGGUCAUAGCCCAGAUUAUUCUGGUCGAGUGGAAGAAGCGGCACUACAGCUCCUACGCCUUCGUUACCCUAUUGGCCAUGUGGCUCAUCCCGCUAAUAAUCUCGUGCAGCUUCGGUUGGGUGCGCUUUAUCAUCAUCUGGCUGAUAUUCACUUUCAUCACGGCCCUGGUGAUGCGGAGGGCGACCAGCAAGCCCAUCCAGGGUACAACGCCUAGGCUGGUCUACAAAUGGUUCUAUUUCAUCUACAAGUUGAGCUAUGGCUUGGGCCUGGUCGGCUACUUGGUGAUCAUGGCCGCCUUUCUUGGCAUGAACUACGUCUUCUCGCAGCCCCCAAACGCCUGGAUGGACGUUGGCCUAAUGUUCUGUUUUUACGGUCUAUAUAUCGGAGUCCUCGGCCGGGACAUAUCCGAGAUCUGCUCCGAUAAAAUGGCUGCUGCCAUCGGCUACUACACGCCUCAGGGCAUACCAACCCGACACCUGGACCAGAACGUCUGCGCCGUGUGUGGAAACCAGCUAUUGGUCUCUGAAAAGGAGGAGGGCGUCAUUGAGAACACUUAUAAGCUGUCGUGCCAGCACGUAUUCCAUGAGUUCUGCAUACGCGGUUGGUGCAUCGUUGGCAAGAAACAGACCUGUCCCUACUGCAAGGAAAAGGUUGACCUCCAGAAGAUGUUCCGCAAUCCCUGGGAGAAGCCUCACGUCUUAUACGGACGCUUGUUGGACUGGAUUCGCUGGCUGGUGGCCUGGCAGCCGCUUAUCUUCUUCAUAGUACAAGGCAUUAACUGGAUGCUGGGCCUAGAGUAGGUUCCCCCUGGCCCGCCUUCGCUUUCCUGGGCGUCUAGUCAAGCACACACACACACAGACACAUAUACACACACACAUUAUAUUAAGAAGAAGCACACACUAUUAUUAUUACUUCAACUGCAAUAUUAAGACCGACAGACCAAUUGGAGCACCAGCACCACUCAAUCGCCAUUCAUUCCAAUUCCAAACCGCUCCCCGUCCAGAUGUCCGGGGUGCGGCGGUGCCCGAGGAGCUGAGCGGACGGCUAGCUCCACCUUUCGCGGCUAGCUUCCCAGCACCCGACCUUUCCAUGGCUCAGACUUAACUCGAAACGAAAAUGCAAUUUUGGAUAUAUGUAUGUGUAUAUCUAGUAUCUAUAUAAUACAUAGCUCGAUGUAUUUUAUGUACA
This is a messenger RNA of Drosophila bipectinata, 1523 nucleotides long. RefSeq names its product E3 ubiquitin ligase Rnf121. Gene Ontology annotation, cellular component: endoplasmic reticulum membrane; Golgi membrane. NCBI's taxonomy places the organism in Eukaryota, Metazoa, Arthropoda, Insecta, Diptera, Drosophilidae. The record is from RefSeq and is a predicted model, not a curated record. Gene Ontology annotation, molecular function: metal ion binding; ubiquitin protein ligase activity.